ACAUGUAGCAAUACUGCCUCUUGCCAGUAACAGUGAUUACUGUUGGUAUGUAAAAUCUCAUUUCACGUGUACGAUCGUAGGAGGACGCGAAGGUUAAAAAUGCUUGUCACACCCAAGGUUGAAUUACAUGUCCAUUUGGAUGGUGCUCUAAAGCACACAACUGCAUUUGAAUUACUGAAGAAAAAGAGUUUACCUUUGCCGGGAAAUGGUUCUUAUGAAGCAUUCGUUGAAUCCGUAAUUGUGAAAGAACCGGAUAGUUUAAUGACUUUUCUUCGAGGAUUUGGUAUUUUUCUGCCAGCAGUCAUAGGAGACUUGGAAGCCAUUGAAAGAAUGAGUUAUGAAUUUUGUGAAAGUGCAGCUGAGCAGGGAGUCAUCUAUGUAGAGGCCAGAUACUGCCCAUUCCUUCUGAUGCCAGAUACCUUUACAGAAGCAAAUUUUCUAAGCGAAAAUGCUGGAAACCACAAUAAAAAUUGCAAACAUAUUUCUGCCAAAGAAGUGGUAGAAGCUGUUAAUAAAGGUUUCCAUAAGGGUGAAAGACAGUUUGGAACCAUAGCCAGAACAAUCCUGUGCUGUAUUCGUGGGAAACCUGAGUGGUCCAAGGAGAUUCUCGAUCUUUGUAUCCAAUUCAACGAUAAAGGUGUUGUAGGAAUCGAUAUCGCUGGCGAUGAAGCCGGUGAACAACCAAUCGCCGGGGAAGAAUCUGAGCUGCGAAUGCUGGACGCAGAAGAUAUUGCUGUAUUUGAAAAAGCAGCUGAGCUUGGUGUACGCCGAACGGUUCAUGCAGGAGAAGCGGGACCAGCCCAAAUGGUCUGGAAGGCUUUAACUGUGCUGAAAGCUGAAAGAAUCGGUCAUGGUUAUCGCGUUUUGGAAGACGAUUCAAUCUACAACCAUUGCCUUAAUAACGGCGUUCAUUUCGAAUGCUGCCCAACCUCCAGUAUAUUGACAGGGAGUGUGUCAAUAUGUGGAACAAAAACGCAUCCCUUAAUGCGCUUUGCGCAAGAUGGAGCUUCUUUUUCCAUAAGCACUGAUGACCCUACAGUGACAAAUACCAAUUUAAGUGAUGAGUACACAUUGUGUGCAAAAUGGGGAUUAACCGUAACCCAAUUACAAGAAACGAAUAUCAAUGCAAUGAAAAAUUCAUUUGCAGAGCCAUCUAUAAAGCAAUCCAUUUUGGAAAAACUUUACAGUGCAUAUGGUUUGAAAAACCAAAAUUAAAAAAUUAUAUUUAAAGACGAAUUUUUGUCCAGUUGACUUUACCAUUGUGAUAUAUGUCAUCAUAUUUGGUUCUGUCCAGGAUAGCGAUAUUUUCUCUUACGUAAUCGACUAAGAUGUCCAGAUGGCGCGGAUCGAAAUCUUGCUGGAGCAUUAAAUUUCGCCAAAUUGCACCGGCUAAUACUUGAUCACUACUUAAGAGGCCUUCAUCAUAAGCAAACAAGCUUGCCUGAAAUUCAUCAACCAGAACUUGAACCUGUUUUCUUCGCACACUUGCAGCCGUCUCCUUUAAAACAACACAAAACAUUUGAAUGGAGUAUCUCAACCAAAAUCUAUAGAAUGUCUUACUCCAAUCUGUUUGCUUUUGAAUUCAACAUCCUCCCACAUGGCUUCUACAAGAGCAUUUCGCACAAGUCUUCCAUUGUCUCCUUCAUUCAUCAGUCGAACCAUUAACAUCCAUACAUGUAGGCCUCUCACUAUAAACCAGGAAUGGAAAGUA
This is a messenger RNA of Daphnia carinata, 1711 nucleotides long. Its product is annotated as adenosine deaminase-like. Gene Ontology annotation, biological process: negative regulation of adenosine receptor signaling pathway; adenosine catabolic process; hypoxanthine salvage. Lineage: Eukaryota; Metazoa; Arthropoda; Branchiopoda; Diplostraca; Daphniidae. The transcript is spliced from 8 exons. The record is from RefSeq and is a predicted model, not a curated record. The coding region runs from base 100 to 1215 and encodes 371 amino acids. Gene Ontology annotation, molecular function: adenosine deaminase activity. Gene Ontology annotation, cellular component: external side of plasma membrane; cytosol.